Ochlerotatus camptorhynchus is the source of this 450-nucleotide messenger RNA. RefSeq lists its product as uncharacterized. The record is from RefSeq and is a predicted model, not a curated record. Bases 1 to 450 code for a protein of 149 amino acids. The transcript is spliced from 2 exons. NCBI's taxonomy places the organism in Eukaryota, Metazoa, Arthropoda, Insecta, Diptera, Culicidae.
AUGCUUCCAACUGCAGCGCUGAAGGAGACACCGUACGAGUUAUGGAAUGACGAAAAACCGGACCUAAGGCAUCGGCAGAUAUUUGGAACGCCUGCAUUUGUGUACGUACCAAAGGAGAAACGGACAAAGCUGCAACCGAAGGCGGUGAAGAUUCUGUUCGUUGGCUAUUCUUCAAAUCAUAAAGGCUAUCGAAUGAUUGGUCCAACAACGCACAAACUGGUGGUCAGCCGAGACAUUCCAGCUACGAUCCAUGGGGAAUGUGUUCCGGAAGACGAGGACUCCUGCACUGAAAUGGAUGACGAUUUUUCCGAAGCUACAAGUAUCAGCUUGCUGACGGAUGUUGACGAUUCUAUUGUCGGUGAAGAAUACAAUGAUCUGGAGGAGGAGGUCGCAGUUGAAGGAGACGGUAUCAAACGGUCGAUGCGAGAGAAUAAAGCUGGGUUUAGAUAG